This is a messenger RNA of Arabidopsis thaliana (thale cress), 1399 nucleotides long. RefSeq names its product Regulator of Vps4 activity in the MVB pathway protein. Bases 167 to 1210 code for a protein of 347 amino acids. The transcript has 6 exons. Lineage: Eukaryota; Viridiplantae; Streptophyta; Magnoliopsida; Brassicales; Brassicaceae. Gene Ontology annotation, biological process: protein transport. The record is from RefSeq and is marked reviewed.
GGAAACUUCUUGGUUUGUUACUUUGCUUCAUAGCUUUUGCUAUAUUCUGAUUCUGAGUAUUACUUCAACUCCAUUCACUAAACCACCGUUAGAUUCUUCUGUGUUUUCAUAUAAAGCUUUGAUCUUUUUGUUUACUAUCUUCUUGCGUCUAGAAAUCGGAAACAAGAUGUUUCUUAGGUGCUUCAAACCCAAGUUCUACAAGAAAAGCAAAUCUACAACCAGCUACAUGAAGAUUAGGAUUGAUAUAGUUAGGAGAAAAAGGAUUGCAAUGGUUAGAAAUUAUAAAACAGAUAUUGUGAAUUUCCUCAAGAAUGGCCAAGAUUCUGAAGCUUAUAGAAGAGCAGAACUUUUACUCGAAGAGCUGAGAAUAAUAUCGUGCUACGAUCUCAUCGAGCGAUUCUGCGAUUGUAUCUCUGAAAAUCUCUCACUAAUGCUGAAGAAAAGGGAAUGUCCUGAAGAAUGCAGAGAAGCUGUUUCCUCUUUGAUAUAUGCAACGGCAUGGGUUCCUGAUGUUCCUGAACUUAAGGAUCUUAGAGCCGUGUUUACGAAAAGAUUUGGGAAUUUCAUUGCUUCAUCUGUAAAUCAUGAGCUUGUUGAGAAAACUGAAUUGUUAAGGCCACCUUCACGGGAACUCAAGAUUCAAACAGUGAAAGAUGUUGCGAAUGAGUUUUCGAUUAACUGGGAUCCUACACCUUUGAAACUGAUGCUGCUCAGAGAGACUUCAGCUCUGCAGAUUAAGGACAAGGUCGAGACAAGAGCGGAUUAUCUGAACAAAGAUACAGAGAAAAGUUUCAUGGAUGAACAUAGUGAUGAUGAAUCGGUUCUUUCUGAGAGUUGGAGAAUAGAUUCAUUGUCCAAAGGCAGUUUGAGUUCUAGUUCAAGCUCGAGCUCGAGUUCUCUUCGAAGGGUAUCUGUAAGGAAGAAGAAGGGGAAGAAGAUUUUACCGUACGGAAUAAUCUCUUCUCCAGACACGAAACUAGGAGCUGGAAACGACGAGAAAGCACAAGAGGAGAAAGAAGAGAAGAGAAAGAUUGCUGAUCAAGAAAACUCAAGGUUACUUGGAAUACAAGGUAGUAGGAGUCUCACAAGUACAAGCAAUAACGAAGUUUCCACAAUAAGAGAGAACGAGAGAAUGUCGUCGUUUCAAAGACCUAACCUCCUUGAUUAUGAUGAUGUGGUGGCUCGUCUUGCAGCUCUGCGCCGGAGAUAAGAAAGUAGUAAUUAUAAGGGUUUCUUAAUUUCUCGUCGUAGUUAAGUUUAUAUUGGUAAAAUUACUUUUUUACUAAUUAGAAUUUUCGUUUGAGAAUAUGUAAUUAUCUUUAUGACUUUGUAAUUAGUCCAGUCUGUAGUUGAAUCUUUUCGCAGCAAAAAGGUUGAUAGUUCAAUGGAUGAACUUUGA